Molecule: messenger RNA, 4007 nt
Organism: Setaria italica (foxtail millet)
Lineage: Eukaryota; Viridiplantae; Streptophyta; Magnoliopsida; Poales; Poaceae
Product: MATH domain-containing protein At5g43560
Exons: 13
Coding region: 340-3684 (1114 amino acids)
Molecular function (GO): protein binding
Source: RefSeq, a predicted model, not a curated record
GAGAGGGAAGGGGGCUAAACCUAAACCCGAUCCGAUUAUUCAACAGCCAGCCUCCCCGACUCCAUUCCACCACACCUCCCCCCCUUCCACCCUCUCCGACUCGACUAGGGCGCACGCGCACGCCGCCGCCCCCUCCACCGCCUCCGCCGCCGCCGCCGACGACGAGCGGGAGGGAGGACGGAGCGCUCGAUCUCCGCGCCGGGCGCGGGCGACGCACGCGCGACGCGAGGGGCGGCCUCCCCCGUGGGGGGUCAGAUCCGAGCUGAAUCGGGGGAUUUCCCGGGCAGGAAGGAAAAGGUUGAGUGUGAAAAUAUCUGCACUUCUUGAGGUGAUAGAGUAAUGGCUGGCACUUUGAUUGAGGACAAUGCUGGGGAUGGUAGAUCCUCAUCAACUGAAGAGAUGCCAAGUGAUCAGCAGAGCCAUUCCGGGGAUUCUUUAGCUGAGUGGAGGUCAAGUGAACAAGUUGAGAAUGGGACGCCAUCCACCUCACCAGCUUACUCAGACACUGAUGAUGAUGAUUGUGGACCAAGGCCUUCUGAACUUUAUGGGAAGUUUACAUGGAGAAUUGAUAAUUUCUCUCAAAUCAACAAGAGAGAGCUAAGGAGUAAUUCCUUUGAUGUUGGUGGAUUUAAGUGGUAUAUCUUAAUCUAUCCACAAGGAUGUGAUGUUUGCAAUCACCUCUCUCUCUUUCUUUGUGUUGCGAACCAUGAUAAACUACUCCCAGGAUGGAGUCACUUCGCACAAUUUACAAUAGCUGUAAUUAAUAGAGACCCUAAGAAGUCCAAGUAUUCUGAUACACUGCACCGAUUUUGGAAGAAAGAACAUGAUUGGGGGUGGAAAAAGUUUAUGGAGCUAUCAAAGUUAAAUGAUGGCUUCGUUGUUGAGGAUGUUCUUACCAUCAAAGCUCAAGUUCAAGUUAUCAGGGAGAAGGCAGACCGUCCAUUCCGUUGCCUUGACGGCCAGUACCGAAGGGAACUAAUUAGGGUGUAUCUAUCAAAUGUGGAACAAAUUUGCCGACGCUUUAUUGAUGAAAGAAGAAGCAAGCUUAGUAGGUUGAUUGAGGAUAAACUGAGGUGGUCCAGUUUCAGCGCAUUCUGGCUAGCGAUGGAUCCAAGUGUGCGGCGACACAUGACAAGGGAAAAGACUGACACUAUAUUGAAAGUUCUAGUGAAGCACUUCUUUAUAGAGAAAGAAGUUACAUCAACCUUGGUAAUUGACUCGCUAUAUAGUGGACUGAAGGCUCUUGAAUACCAGAGCAAGAACAAAAAGGGGAUACCGAAACUAACAGAGACAGAUGCUCGAAGCACUCCAAUGGUACUUAUUGAUCAGGACAUGUUUGUUUUGGCUGAUGAUGUGAUAGUUUUGCUUGAAAGAGCUGCAUUGGACACACUGCCACAUCAACCGUUGCCCACAAAAGAUGAUAAAAGUUCACAGAACCGUACAAAGGAUGGCAGCUCAGGUGAGGAAUUCAACAAAGAUUCUAUUGAGCGUGAUGAUAGACGGCUUAUAGAACUAGGCUGGAAGACAUUGGAGCUUUUUGCCUUAGCUCAUAUAUUCAGCCGAAUAGAAGUAGCAUACCAAGAGGCAGUGGCUUUGAAACGCCAAGAGGAGCUGAUUCGUGAAGAAGAAGCUGCUGGGCUAGCUGAAAUUGAACUUAAGGCAAAGCGUAGUGCCGCUGAAAAGGAAAAACGUGCCAAGAAAAAGCAGGCAAAACAGAAGAAAAACAGUCGAAAAAGUAAUAAAGGAAAAAAUGGCAAGUCUGACAUCAAGGAAAUACUUAUGGACAGCAGUCCAUCUGAUGAUAGGAUUCUGGAUGAUUUCUCUGGACAAGCAGAAGAAAUGUCCUCGAAUGCUGACAACCCUGAAGAAGUCUCUGAUAUGUCUGAUAACAGAGAUGAUAAUUCAGAUGCACUUCAUGUUGAUAUUGAAGAGCGUGAAUCUAGCCCUGUUAAUUGGGAGACAGAUGCUUCAGAAACUCAAGCCACUGUACCUGGAAGUGGUGAGGUGCAAAAUGACCAAGCAGGGAAGCGGACCUCUUUUGUGGAUGAUAGCUCAUCAACUUGUUCGUCAGACUCAGUUCCUUCAGUUAUCUUGAAUGGAUCAGGAGGUGCCUGGACAAAUGUCAGAUCCUCAUCAAAUAGGGGAAACAACCGGAGGAAUAAGGAUACUGAUACACGGGCAGGACUUGGACAAGGCGGACCAAACUCAGUGUAUAAUGGUUUUGUAGGAUCUGGCAGCAAUGCUUCUGUCAACUCCAAGGAUGCUAGACAUGAAUCUGAGGAUGAUAAAGUUGUCUCGCAGAGGAAGCAACAUGCACAACGGCAUGUUGAUGUCAUGAGCCCCUCCAAGUCAAGAAUGGCAGAGUCUUCCUUUUCAUCUGUGAGCCCUGCUAAGAAGCAACCUAACGUAUCCCAGCAAAGCACCAAUAGUUCGAAUUACCGUGCAAGCCAAGCUUCGGGUGCUGUGACUGGCACUACGACAGCAGGUGUCAGUCCAACCCCGGCAGCUCAGUCACUAUCAAAUAAAGGACCUCUGUCCAGUCCUGCGACCCACCAUGAGAAGUCGUUUCCAAUUGCAAGUAGACCCCUGCAGGUGCCUAUACAAUCCAAAUCGGAAGCGCAGAAACAGGCUUCCCUGGAUGGCAGUGCAACAACCCAGGCCGUUACAGUAUCAAGGCCCUUGAGUGCCCCGCAAGUCCCUGCAGGAAAACAAAGUACACCAGUUACUUCAACAUCUCAGAGUGUACCACUUCUUUCUCGUUCAAUGAGUGCGGUCGGACGGUUGGGAAAUGAGCCCUCGGCUAAUGCUCCUAGCUUCAUUCCCCGGUCACGAACAUAUCGCAAUGCCAUGAUGCAGACAAGUUCUGCUGGUGGAAGCAGUUUCACACACCAGCCAGGUUCAUCGGAGCAAGGAGUUGCACAUUCGCAACCAAUAUUUACAUCACAACCUUCCAUUCUGUCAUCAGAAACCUUGUCUGGUAAAGAGGAAACAUCAUUGAAACCUGGGUUCACAUUUGGCACUGUCAAGCCCGAGUCACUGAACCAGUAUCAGUGCAGAGAACAGAGCUCACAGCAAGCAACAAGCAGCAGCAGCAUCAGUAACAGUAGUGAUUGUGCUCCGUCGAGUUCAAACAUCAGAAGUGAGAUUGCGAAGCUCAAUUUGAAUGGUAGAUCACGAAGCAGGCAGCUGUUGUCAGAAAUUUCUACCAGAUUUACUCCUUAUCAACCGCAAGGCCUGGUUGCUGAUGAGUUCCCACACCUAGACAUCAUCAAUGACUUGCUGGACGAGGAGCAGAGCGAAAGGAGAAGGGUUCUUCGACCUGGAUUCGCUCAACAAUUCUCUAUGCCCAAUGAUGCCAGCACACCUGAUUAUGGCUUGUUUGGUGAGCCAUACCUGUUGGAUCAGUCCGAGCCAUACUUUGAUGACGAGCCUCCAAGGUUUUAUAGCCCAUUGAGCAGUGCUCCUCGAGGGCUUAGGGACCGGAGUUAUUCACACUUCGAUCUCCCUUCUUACUCCAACAGCAGCCAGUUUGAUGAUCUGAUGAUGAACCAGUGGCAAUACAGCUCUGACAUCUCCAUGACUAGUUUCAUGUCGGACGCAAGUGGCUACACCUAUCAGCCGCAGGAUUUCCCGGUGAAUGGAGUAAGCAGAUACCCAUCCUAUCGCCCUGCCAAUGGGCACUGAGAAUUUUAGUGAUUGCAUUGGUAAUAAUGUGUGGUGAGUCCAUGCUGUUCGCUUCUGAGCUGAGUGUAAUUGUAAUAGUUCCCAUAGCAGUCAUAUAAAGAUGGUUCCUCAGUUUCCUUAUUCAAUAGUUAUAUCUUUUCCCCUUACUUUCUAUAGAUCAGUUUUGCCCGAUGGUAAUGAAUCUAAGUAGGUUAAAAUGGUCUGGUAAAUCUAGUCAAUCGCAUUUGCGAAAUGUGGACGAUGCAAGCAAUGGUAGAGCGGCUUUUUAAAGCAAUGCCAGUGCUUAAGCUGAUGCAUUAAUGAUAGGGAAUAUGUCUCUUCAA